CUCGAUUUUGAGCGUCUAUGAGGAGAAGCACCUGGACAUGGUGAUGAGGGCGCCUUGUCUUGCCGACGAGAUCGCGCUGGCCUGCACAGAUCGAGCCAACUCUUCUACCUCUACCUCUCGCUCCUACAGUUCCAGCUCUCGAAAGACAGGGUUGGCUGUCUCUCGCGUCGUGCUCGCCCUCCUCCUCGUCGCCGUUUCCUCUACAACAGUUCACGCGCUCUUUGACCCCGGCGAGAGCACACAGCCACCUGAUGCUAAAGUAGCAGCCUCACAAGAAGGCAAGAAGCCAAGGUCGUCGGCAAUCAAGGUCUCGGAACAUAAGUCCGCCGAUACCUCCUUGGCCCUCAACCCAGUCUCUUUGCAUCCAGGCUGCCGGAGAACAACGGACCUAUUUGCCAACGUGUGCCAGAGUCCCUGGUCGUCAUGGUCUCAGCCUCGUCUUACAUCCUCUCUCGUCGUCUGUCCGCUGCCAGAAGCCGAGCCCCUGCUCAAGGACGACGGUGACGAAGAGCGUCCGCGAGAACGUGUAUAUGCGAUUUCAGGAACGAUUACUUUGCCAGACGAUGCUGGUUUCGAAGUCGUGACCCAGGGCCUGCAGCAAAAGACGAUCGGCGAGGACGGAGAGGGCGCUCCGUGGCCAAAGCCUGGCGAUGAAGGUUUCUGGAGGCAGCGUGGCGGCAACCUCGAAUGGGUUCCGGCAGCACCCGACCCACAACCCCCAAGGCGCGAACCUGUCGAUCCCUCGCCUUCUUCAUCGCCCGUUUCUCCACCUUCCUCAUCAUCUGAGGCGGCACAGGCCAAAGAGUACGAUGCUUGGAGUGCAAGCAUCGGAGGCGAGGAUUCCGAAUUAUGGCUGAGAUUUGACCAGUGGAAAGACAACUACCUGGCACAACAGAAGGAGAGGGAAAAGGAAGAGCAUGACAAACAGCGCGCUGCGGGCCGAAAGGCAAAAGAUCGGGCAAAGGCUUCCAACUCAACGGAGAAUGCGACGCAAACCACCGAUAGCACGGUCAUCGAGACGCCUGUCCCGGUCGACGACUUGCCCUCAAGCGCACGGAUCGACUUCAACCGAUCGGCUGAUGUCUCCCACGUCGGAAGCGUGACUGUGCAGGAGCAAUCAGCCUCAUCGCCACUCCCCACCGUAACAUCAGCCGAGGGAGAAAAACACGAUGACCAUGACAUGCUUGCAACGGCCGUUUUGGGAUCGCAGCACUCUGCAGCUGCUGCCUCCGCGGCAGCCGCCGCCGAGACAGGAGGCUCCAUACCUGCUAUGGGCGAUGCAGCCAGUGAGCUCGUCAAUCUCAAGCAUCGAUUCAAUUUCGCCUCAUUCGAUUGCGCCGCCGCUGUGCAUCGCUCAAAUCCAUCUGCCAAGUUCGCCUCGUCGAUUUUGUCAGAGAAAAAGGACAGAUACAUGCUUAGUCCCUGUCCGACGGACAGCAAAGAAGGCCAAUUUGUCAUCGUCGAGCUUUGUGACGAGAUCAUGGUCGACACGCUCGUUCUUGCCAACUACGAAUUCUUCAGCCGCAUGUUCAAGCGCUUCCGUGUCCGAGUUGCCCGCAGUCUGCAAGGCCGAGAAGACGAAUGGUACGACAUUGGCACGUUUCGAGCGAGGAACAUGCGAGGGCUGCAAGUCUUCAAGACUGUUAACCCAAAGGCAGACUCUCGCUUCUUCCGCUAUGUUCGCAUCGACUUCCUCGAACACUAUGGGUCCGAGUACUACUGCCCUGUGAGCCUGCUUCGUGUCUAUGGCCUAACGCAGAUGGACGACUAUAUCCGUGAGGAAGAGGAGAUGCGCCAGCAGGUAGAACGGGAGAAGAUGCUCCUUGCAGGCGAGCUGGAGGAGGACGAGGAAGAAGAGAACGAUCAAUUGUCUAUCUCUCCUGAACUCACGGGAGAAGGACAGAAGACAGCAGAGACAUCUGCCGAGUCUAUGAUGCCUGGCGAUGAACCUGAGCCGUCGCCUUCGCCCACAGCGGUUCGUGAAGAAUCACCGCACAGUACGAGCCCUACUGUGACGACACACUCUGCUAGCACUGCCAGCUCCAGAUUAUCCGACACAAAUUCGCAGAAUGAAGAGAAGGUGCUGCGUUCAUCAUCUCUUAGUGACGUCUACAAGACCUCCAGUCCCAGUGCAGAACACCCAGCUUCGACUUCGCUGAAUCAUGCUUCUACGCCUACUUCUGGACGCAUCGACGAUAAACCAGACAUCAUUCAGACGGCUUCGGUUGUAAGCGACAGCGAACCGGCCUCCAGCUCGACAAUGCAAGCUCUAAAUGCCACCUCUACAGAUGCGCCGGUGAACACGCAUGUCACCAAUGACACAAUCGAUCAGCCAAGUGUCGCACCCUCGGCUUCGGUCCCGUCUGACAACAGCUCUGUCGCAAUGUCUUCUUCUUCCUACCAUUCACCUCCUCCAGUAGAGACUAAUGGUCGACCGUCUCCAGCCAGCGGCAGCGGCAGCGGUGGUGGAGGGGGCAGUGAGUCUAUCUAUCGCACCAUCACCAAACGGCUCAACGCACUCGAGACCAAUGCAACCUUGAGUGUCCAAUACAUGGAGCACAGCCGCCAGAUGCUGCGUGACGUCUUUGCGAGGAUGGAAAAGCGGCAAGAGGACAGGAUGGCGGAGAUGCUCCGGGCGCUCAACGAGAGCAACUGGAGGCAGAUCGAUAAUCUCAAGAGAAGGCAACAAGUCGACUUGCAGCAGGCCAUCUUCGAGUUUGAUCUACACAGGCAGCAAACGGACGCGGAGAGGAGCGCUCUCCUUGCCCAAGUUCACAUUUUGUCCAAUGAGGUCAUGCUGGAAAAGAGGUAUGGAAUGGCCCAACUGGUACUCUUGCUCGGUCUUUUCGUUUUCAUGGCCUUGACGAGAGGCUCGCGCGCCGCUCCCAUGCUGCACUCGAGCUUGUCUCGACUCAGUGGUGCCGCGACGCCCAAGCUUCGCCGCAAUCGCUCCCCUGCCAACAUUGAUGACCGCCUUGGCAUGCGUCAAGAUGCUGCGAAUCAAACUUCAGCUUCGCAACUCUCAACUGCGAGAAUCCCAGACACGGCUUCUAGGAGGGCGGAAAAAGCCCAGCGAGAGGCCGACGCGGCAAAGAGGAGCCGAUCGAGAAGUCACCAGCAUCGGGCCUCGUCAAGGCGAGACAAGCGCGUCGUCAUGGCUCCCGUCAGUGGCCAUCAGCGGUCUUCCAGCAACGGUACAAACCGAAGGAAAAGUGUGACGGACGCUCUCAACAAGGCCGGCCCGAUGUCGCCACUGACCGACAAGGAGAAUGUUAAGCCCGCAUUGCCGCGCAUCUCAAUCGAAAAGGCGUACAAAGCUAAUGGGUCGAGGCCGGACUACAGUGACAUGACGGACGAGGAGCUGCGAGCUUGGCUGAGGCUCUCCUCGCCUGUGAGCGCCGGUAUUGAUGAGAGGUUCGGCCUCUUGAAUUCCCCAACCGUUUCGGCGGCCGCGCUUUCCCCAAAGCAGGAAGAGAGACUCCCCUUGUCGACCGGAUCUGCCAUUGCCGACGACAGCUUUUCGUCUGACUGGGGCACAGAGCGUUCGUCGGAAGGAGAGCCCGACGAGAGCAUUGGACAUGAGGCCGUAGUCUCACCUCCCCUGACGCCAGUGAGGGGCAGUAAAAUGUCGUAUGACGCCUACGAGUCGGACGCAGAAGAGGAUGCACCAACAUGGCAGCAAUAUUCAAAGACGAAAUCGAGAAACUAUCACCAUCUCGGACACAACGGCGGCAAGAUGAGGAGACCCACGAGUAGCGGGAGCGCGACCGGAAGCAUAAAGAGCUUGGAAAGCGCCAAUGGAGGUUCCAGGACUCCACAGCGGUUGGCCUCGCCUCUGGGGCGAUGAUGCUGCAGCUGCAGCUGCUGCCACUGUAUUUGUACUCAGUAUCAUAAAGCGAU
Acaromyces ingoldii is the source of this 3900-nucleotide messenger RNA. RefSeq lists its product as hypothetical. Gene Ontology annotation, biological process: protein folding in endoplasmic reticulum. Gene Ontology annotation, cellular component: cytoplasm; membrane. Lineage: Eukaryota; Fungi; Basidiomycota; Exobasidiomycetes; Exobasidiales; Cryptobasidiaceae. The coding region runs from base 38 to 3847 and encodes 1269 amino acids. The transcript has 2 exons. The record is from RefSeq and is a predicted model, not a curated record.